GGGCGGAGCACUCCAUGGGUUCUGGCGGGGCUAUGGCGCGCGGGCCGCUGCCGUACUACCUGCUGCUGCUGGCGCAGGAGAACCUGGAGUUCCGGCUGCCGGGCACAGAGUGUCUUGUCUUCUCUUCAAACUUCUGUACCAGGAGAUAAAGUCCUUGCUCUCACUUUGUGGUGGACAAUUCAGCAGUCAACAAGAAAUUUGUAUAAAUUCUCCAUUUUGGAUUCUCAAUAUUCCUUCAGAAGAGAUGGCAAGAGGACUAAUGAAAAGGACAGUAUGUGCAAACAAUCUAAUAAUCAUGGAAUUUCCAGGUCUAUAUUUGAACUGUGGGGUCAGGGAAAAUCUGCAGAGGAACUGUACACAUCUCUGAAGAACUACCCAAUGGAGAAGAUGGUUCCAUAUCUACAGUCAAACUCAACAUACAAAAUACAUAUUCAUGCAUUUAACAAAACACUGACACAAGAGGAAAAAAUUAAAAGGAUAGAUGCUCUGGAAUUUCUGCCAUUUGAAGGGAAAGUGAAUUUAAAAAACCCAGAACAUAUCUUCUGGAUUCUGGAAGAUUAUGGAAUGGACCCUAACAACAUUCCAGAAGAACCUCUUGAUUUAUAUUUUGGUAGAUGGAUUGCGGAUGGGCAAAGGGAGCUUAUUGAGUCAUACAGUGUAAAAAGGAGGCAUUUUAUUGGGAACACAAGCAUGGAUGCCUGCUUGUCUUUCAUCAUGGCAAACCAUGGGAGAGUAAAAGCAAAUGAUGUCGUGUUUGAUCCAUUUGUUGGAACAGGUGGCCUUCUUAUAUCCUCCGCACGUUUUGGAGCAUACGUGUGUGGUACUGAUAUAGAUUAUAAUACUGUCCAUGGAUUAGGCAAGGCUAGCAGGAAGAACCAGAAGUGGAGAGGACCAGAUGAGAAUAUCAGAGCUAACCUUCGGCAGUAUGGUUUAGAGAAGUACUAUCUUGAUGCACUCGUUUCUGAUGCAUCAAAACCUAUAUGGAGGAAGGAAAUGCUUUUUGAUGCAAUUAUUACAGAUCCUCCAUAUGGAAUACGAGAAGCUACUAGAAGAACUGGUUCACAAAAAGAAAUACUUAAAGCAACGGAAAGAGGCACAGAAAAUCACAUCUCCAUUUCCUCGAACUAUCAUCUGAGUGAUAUCUUUUUUGACUUGUUAAACUCUGCGGCAGAGUACCUGGUGUUGGGAGGAAGAUUGGUGUACUGGCUACCAGUUUACAAACCUGAAUACACAGAAGAGAUUAUACCCCGGCACCCCUGCCUGAAACUUAUUAGUAACUGUGAGCAGAUGCUUUCCAGCCACACAUCAAGGCGCUUGAUAACCAUGGAAAAGGUGAAAGAAUUUGAGGACAACGACCAGUAUUCUCACUUGUUGGAUUAUCAGUCUUUGCUAUACAAGGGUCACAAUGCCUUUCGUGAGAAGUAUUUCAGUGGUGUGACAAAGAGGAUUGCCAAGGAAGAAAAAGACAACCAGAAGUAAAAAAAAAAAAAAAAAAAAAAUAGAUUAAAAAUGAGGAAAGUAUGAAGAUUGUAUUUCUUUGUAAAGACAUCUGGAUGCUUCAGAAAGCAAAUACUGUUUUCAAUUUUAAAAAAGUCACAAUGAAAACCACAACAUAGGUUAAGAACAGUUCUUUUUAAUUAGCUUUGUUUAUAGCAGAUUUAUUGUACAAGUUUUUUGAGCCUUAUUUAAUUUAUAUUUGUACUUUCAAGUACUAAUGAUGAUUGACUAAAACCAUUAUUAUUAUUCUUUUACCAUUAACUUUUACAGAAAAUAGUAGUAUUGUUUGGCUUCUUAAACUGUGAACAUCUGGAUGCUUUAGAAACACGUAAUAGAGAUCAAGGUUUGCUUAUUAGGAAUAUUGCUUUCAUUUGUUUUGUUUUUUUGUAACUGAUACACAAUAAAAACCAACAGAGCUUGUUGUGACUUUUUAAAAUUGUGUUGCAUGCAACAGAUUCUCAUGUGAAUUCUUACUGCCAUGUACUGGGCCAG
Molecule: messenger RNA, 1989 nt
Organism: Emys orbicularis (European pond turtle)
Lineage: Eukaryota; Metazoa; Chordata; Testudines; Emydidae
Gene: TRMT11
Product: tRNA methyltransferase 11 homolog
Exons: 14
Coding region: 274-1479 (401 amino acids)
Biological process (GO): methylation
Cellular component (GO): cytoplasm
Molecular function (GO): methyltransferase activity; nucleic acid binding
Source: RefSeq, a predicted model, not a curated record